AUGCAUGGCUCAGAAAUUGAAAAGCUGAAGCGACUAGACACCAGGGAACGCCAUCCCGAUAAGGAAAAAAUUUUCGAGAUGGUACACCUACCCGCACCAGCUAUCGGACGACGAAGAGAUCCUGCAUUCCGUGGCUCAACACUUCGCGACACUCAGGACUACUGUACAGAUUCGGAGUGUUUGACCGAUGGCGGACCAACGGCAAUUGCAAGCAAUUCGAUCUUGUUGUGGACGAUGCUUUGGGGUUUCUUGGCUUUAGUUCUGUUCUUUAUGCGCCCAAAUUCUAUGCGAGGAAAUUCGAAUAGGAACGAGAAACCUGGACCAAGCAAUGAUCGCAACAAUCAACCGCCUCCGCCUGCAAUCAUGUAA
This is a messenger RNA of Cooperia oncophora, 369 nucleotides long. Lineage: Eukaryota; Metazoa; Nematoda; Chromadorea; Rhabditida; Trichostrongylidae. The record is from the annotation of a GenBank genome assembly.